CCAGGCGCUGCGGGAGCCUCGGCUUACCGUGCAGACAUGGCCAAGUCCAAGAACCACACCACACACAACCAGUCCCGCAAAUGGCACAGAAAUGGCAUCAAGAAACCCCGGUCACAAAGAUACGAAUCUCUUAAGGGGGUCGACCCCAAGUUUCUGAGGAACAUGCGCUUUGCCAAGAAGCACAACAAGAAAGGCCUGAAGAAGAUGCAGGCCAACAAUGCCAAGGCCGUGAGUGCAUGCGCAGAGGCCAACAAGGCCCUCGUGAAGCCUCAGGCUGUCAAGCCCAAGACGCCAAAGGGCUCCAGCCGCAAACUCAGCCGUCUGGCCUUCAUCGCUCACCCCAAGCUGGGGAAGAAGAUUCGAAGCUACAUGGCCAAGGGUCAGAGGCUCUGCCAACCAAAGCCCAAGGUUCAAACCAAGGCAGAGGCCAAAGCUCCAGCUAAGGCCCAGGCCAAAGCUCCAGCCCAGGCUCCCAAGGGUGCCCAGGCCCCUGUGAAGGCCCCAUAGAACAGGCUCCUGCCAGUGAGAAGACAGAUGGACUGCUGGGACACACCUACCUACACACUAUUUGCAGAUGACCAGAGUCCUAUGCUGUUUUUACAAAUAAACUUGAGACAAGAAAAAAAAAAAAAA
Molecule: messenger RNA, 633 nt
Organism: Rattus rattus (black rat)
Lineage: Eukaryota; Metazoa; Chordata; Mammalia; Rodentia; Muridae
Product: 60S ribosomal protein L29
Exons: 1
Coding region: 37-507 (156 amino acids)
Biological process (GO): cytoplasmic translation
Cellular component (GO): cytosolic large ribosomal subunit; ribosome
Molecular function (GO): structural constituent of ribosome
Source: RefSeq, a predicted model, not a curated record